AAACGGUUUAACCGAUCAGCCCUGUGCUGUUACACAGUCGGAGAUGUCCACGGGCAACGUCAGCCCUCCGUUUCCUAACGUGUAUGUAGGACUGUGUUGCACAAUCUGGGCAGGCUUCGCGGGCACAGCUUACCGAAGUCCCGAAAGGGUGCGGCAGACAAGGACGGGCCGAAAACUGACAGGAGGCGACGACCGACUGUCAGACGAGGGAGGCUCCGGAGGGAGGGCAUUGUGCAAAGUGUCUGAGUGUAUGAGUGAGUGUGUGUUGUGGAGGGUGUGUGUGUUGUGUGUGUGGUGUGUCGCACAGCAUCGCUUCGCUCAUCUACCGCUGACCUUACUCCGUACUGUCCCGGACAUAAACUCCGAGUGUGAUGUGACUAACGUUACGGGACUUGCCUGGCUUGGUUUGGGAUGAUGAAUUGGGUCGCGUCAGUAAGCCAACAUCUCUUUCUGGUGUAACCUACCUUGCUGAUUCAGUACGGUAGGUGUGGUGCGUGGCGUCUUGAUUUGACCCCGGGAGGGGGGAAGGCUGUCCUGUCAUCCGUCAUCUGUCAUCUGUCAUCCGGCGUGAUUUCGGCAUACCU
Molecule: messenger RNA, 584 nt
Organism: Canariomyces notabilis
Lineage: Eukaryota; Fungi; Ascomycota; Sordariomycetes; Sordariales; Chaetomiaceae
Exons: 1
Coding region: 44-415 (123 amino acids)
Source: RefSeq, a predicted model, not a curated record